Molecule: messenger RNA, 2620 nt
Organism: Macrobrachium nipponense
Lineage: Eukaryota; Metazoa; Arthropoda; Malacostraca; Decapoda; Palaemonidae
Gene: Gbeta5
Product: guanine nucleotide-binding protein subunit beta-5-like
Exons: 10
Coding region: 792-1856 (354 amino acids)
Biological process (GO): G protein-coupled receptor signaling pathway; G protein-coupled dopamine receptor signaling pathway
Cellular component (GO): cytoplasm; heterotrimeric G-protein complex
Molecular function (GO): signaling receptor complex adaptor activity; protein binding
Source: RefSeq, a predicted model, not a curated record
CGAUAGAGAAAGGAAGAUGGAAGGGGAGAGAUGAAUUAAGAGGGGAAGGAGGAGGAGGAGGAGGAGGAAAUGGAGGAAAUGCUGGUAGCAGCCGACGAAAAGGAGGGUACAUUUGGUUGGGGUACCUUUCUCUCCCUCCCAGUGACUCUCUCUCUCUCUCUCUCUCUCUCUCUCUCUCUCCCCGAGUCUCCGAAUUGAUCUGCGCGGGAAGGGCAGCUGGUCGCGUAGCGCAGCAGCAGCAGCAGAGCCAGUGCCACUCAGGACACCCCCUUUAGUCCUUCUGCAAUUUGCUUCGUGUACUCUCGAUCCCCACUUUCUUUCCCCCUAGUUCUCCUCCAGCGGUCGUCAUCGCGAAAGACUGACCACGACUCGAUUCGAUUGUCGAUCGCUAGACGGUUCUCUGGCGAGAAGUCUGAGAGGGGUUUAUCCCGCACAGAAAUGUCGCCGCCAGAACGUUUUCGAUUUCAUGUCUAGUUAGUGCUUCGAUAGACCAGCCCCAGGACGGGUACUACUCGCUCCAUGGCCUGCGGCAGGAAACUGGACAGAGCUGUCUCCUGCCUGUAGAAGGAAUAAAGGGGAAAAUACGAGUACAUCUGAGUGCCGCACGAGUCCAAUCCGCCUCGGACGAAACAACACAGGUGAGGUAACUACACAGGAGCAGGUUCAAGAGAAGGUCAAGAUGUUGCCAUAAAACUGAAGCGAGGCAAAGAGGUGCGAGGAGGUACUGAGGGCGUCUGCAGCAGCCUUUUUUUGUGCAGGAGGAGGUUGAGGUUUCCGCCCCUCCCGCAGCCAUGACCGACGGAGGCCUGACAGUGGAGCAGUCGACGGAGAGCGUCGAGGCUCUCUCGAAGGAGGCCGAGGGACUCAAGGUGAAACUCGAGGAGGAGAGGCAGAAGCUGAACGACGUCCCUUUGACCACGGUGGCCGCUCGACUGGAGCCCAUCCCUCCGCUCAACAUCAAGCCUCGUCGGGUGCUGAAGGGUCAUCAAGGCAAGGUUCUAUGUUCUGAUUGGUGCAAUGACAAGCGGCAUCUCGUCUCCUCGUCGCAGGACGGUAAGAUGAUAAUCUGGGACGCGUUCACCACCAAUAAGGAACACGCAGUUACGAUGCCCACCACGUGGGUCAUGGCCUGUGCUUAUGCCCCCACAGGGAGUAUGGUAGCUUGUGGGGGAUUAGACAACAAAGUGACGGUGUAUCCCCUGAGCUUUGACGAGGAUGUGACCCAGAAGAAGAAGGCUGUUGGGACUCACACGUCCUACAUGUCCUGUUGCACCUUCCCUUAUUCAGAUCAACAGAUUCUCACCGGAUCUGGAGAUUCGACCUGCGCCCUUUGGGAUGUAGAAUCGGGUCUGAUGCUUCAGAGCUUCCAUGGGCACCAGGGUGACGUCAUGGCGCUCAACUUGGCACCCUCGGAAAAUGGCAAUACGUUCGUCUCUGGGGGGUGUGAUAAGAUGGCGCUUAUCUGGGACAUGAGGACAGGGCAGUGCGUGCAGAGUUUCGAGGGCCACGAGUCUGAUAUCAACUCUGUCAAAUUCUACCCGUCAGGAGACGCCAUCGCCACCGGGUCAGACGACGCAACGUGUCGCUUGUUCGAUCUGCGUGCUGACAGAGAAAUCGCUAUAUAUACCAAAGAAAGUAUCAUCUUCGGAGUCAAUGCCAUUGACUUCUCCGUUAGCGGGCGUCUGCUCUUCGCUGGCUACAACGACUACACAGUCAACGUGUGGGAUACCCUCAAGUGCCAGCGACUGACGAUCCUCUACGGGCACGAGAACAGGGUAUCAUGCCUCAAGAUGUCGCCCGACGGGACUUCCAUAUCUACAGGGUCUUGGGAUUUCACUCUCAGGAUAUGGGCGUAAACCAGGAAAAUUCCACACCAAAUAAAGUAAAACUACUCAGCAACUGGACUAAGUGAAGGUCUGAGGAACAUGAACGGAAGGCAGCCAAAGAGAAUGGAGCGCAAAAUGAAAUUGGUAAACAAAGGAAGCACGAUGAUUCAGGAAAAUGAAGCACCAAAAUUGGAAAUAAAACAAAGGUCAAAGGCACGAGAAAAUGCAGCACAAUGGCUCGCCAAACAAGCACAAGGAUAUAAAAAAGAAGCUUAGAGAUACCAGAAAAUGCAGCACAAACAUUGAAGAAAAUGAAGCACAAAAAUUGAAGAAAUUGAAGCACAAACAUUGAAGUAAAUGAAGCACAUAAAUUGAAGAUAAUGAAGCAUAAACAUUGAAGAAAAUGAAGCACAAAAAUUGAAGAAAAUGAAGCACAAGGUACAUAAAGCAAAUACAGUGUCAGGAAGAAGGAAAAAAUGAAAGAAACUUUGAAGAAGAAAUAACAUUUAAAAGCAAAAGUGAUGUCACUGAAGACGUAAAAUUCACACAAAUGAAGCAUAAGUUUGCUUGGAUGGUAUUAUGUUAUUCGUCGCAGUUGUGUUUAGUAUAUUUAUGUUCAUUUAACAAUCACAGUCAUUUGUAUUUGCCAAAGAUUGAACACAAUGACAGAUAUUUUGUGUAUAUACUUUCUGAUAUGUAUUAUCUAUACAAAUAUUUUAUAUAUAGUGUUUAUACAUUAUUUAUAUAAUAGUUUCUAUAUGCACACACAGAUGUACGUAUAUGUAUGAAUACAU